GCGUGUGUACAUCAGAAUCCAUGCUGAAGUCCGUUGAUAGUGAUAUUUAGAGAAUGUGUACGAAAAUCGUCCAUUAAAUUUGUUAAACUGCACCGGACAUUUGAAAACAUCGCUAAAGGCUCUUGAUAUUUUCUGAAGAGAAAGAAGAAAAGUUGUUAUAAACCAUAACCAGCCUGUGCUUUGACUUUACCCAACAACCAACAUGAAGAUCAAGAGACAGAAACAAGCCAAGAAAACCAUAAGCUUCUACAAAUACAACUUCAACUUUAGGGAACCUUUUCAGAUCCUCAUCGAUGGGACUUUUUGUCAGGCUGCGUUGAAAAACAAGAUCCAGAUCAAAGAACAAAUGCCCAAGUACUUGAUGGGGGAGGUGCAUCUGUGCACCACAAACUGUGCACUGAAAGAACUGGAGACUCUGGGGAAAGAGCUGUAUGGAGCCAAAAUCAUCCUGCAGAGGUUUCAGGUCAGGAAUUGUCCACAUUUCAAGAACCCAGUCCCCGCUUCAGAGUGUCUGCUGUCCAUGCUGGGAGACACAAACCCACACCACUACUUUGUAGCCACUCAGGACCACACAGUGACCACGGGCCUGAAGAAAAUCCCAGGCGUUCCUCUGCUCUACAUCAUCCUCAACACCAUCGUGCUGGACAAACCCAGCCAGACGUCCCUCGACCACGUGCAGGCCGUCCAGCUCGGCCAGCUGGUGAGCCCGGCCCAGCAGCAGAGCAUCCGCAGCCUGAAAGAGGAGCAGGGAAUCAGCCAGAAGGACGGAGAGAGGCGAGGGAAGAAGAGGAAGAGGAAACAGAACAACCCUAACCCUCUGAGCUGCCUUAAGAAGAAGAAGAAAGGAGUGCCGACGCCACCACUGAAGAAGUCAGAGCAGGGGGAGAAGAGGAAAAGAAAUCGACAUAAGAAACAAAAGACGGAGUGAGGAGAUUAAUUUAUCUGCUCCUGCAGUUACAAAUACAUAAUAUGGCAAGAAGACAGAGACUUAAGCCAUGUUGUUUCUUGCAUAAAUAUUAUUCGAAGAAGUCAAAGAUGUUCAUGUUUAAUAUAACCCCAAUCUAAAAUUAUUACACUCUCCACAUUAACUUCUGGUCUGUUUUUCUGAUGUUACCACGUAGAACAAAUUGAUGUUUGUUACACAAAAUGCCAUUCUGAAAUACUGGUCAUGGUAUUUGUUUUAUUUUGAAAAGUUUUGCAACAGUUUCCAGGACUCAUGGCUUUGCAGGCAUGGAACUGAAACUGUCCAGAAACAAAGCAAUAUUUUUGAGAUUGA
Seriola dumerili (greater amberjack) is the source of this 1276-nucleotide messenger RNA. It is a transcript of the gene utp23, whose product is annotated as UTP23, small subunit processome component. Lineage: Eukaryota; Metazoa; Chordata; Actinopteri; Carangiformes; Carangidae. Gene Ontology annotation, cellular component: nucleolus; small-subunit processome. Gene Ontology annotation, molecular function: small ribosomal subunit rRNA binding. The coding region runs from base 203 to 928 and encodes 241 amino acids. The record is from RefSeq and is a predicted model, not a curated record. The transcript has 3 exons.